CACAAGAUGGCAUUGCUACGAAUUAGCUCAAGUUAGAGUAGAAAUAUUGAAACUGCGAAGCGCACACAGCUGCUGACCGGGAAGUAGUAUUUUAAACACAGGAAGGCGGUAUUUUCAGCGUUUCUGUUUAAAAGUGCAUAGAAAGUGGUGCUAUGGCAAAGGUUGAUCUGUCCGUGCAUCGCACUCAUACAGCUUGAACAUUUGCUUUAUUAAUGCUGUAUGUGUCCCGCUUGCUAAAACUGCACGCGUUAUUAUUGCUGCGAGCUCCGAAGCAAGCAGAGAUGUCUGUAAUGUGUGAGAGCUCUGCUGGUUGGUUGCUUGAUGAGCUCAAGCUGAUCAAUAAAUGGUACCACAAAGGCGAAGUUUUUGGUGCUGCUCAGUGUUGGAAUCCUACAAAAUUCUGUGAGACCCUUUACAGUUUUAGGGAAGAUUUUUUCAUGAUCUUUAAACCUCACAUAACAUCUCAAACCUCUCUGACUUCUUCAGGAUCGUUUGAUCCAGAUUAUAAGGAUUUGACGAAGCUGGGCAACAGUACAACUUCUCAAAGCAAGACUGUCAAAAAGAAACGUAAGCAGUCAAAUGCUUUUAACCAAGGUGAACUGGAUGCAAUGGAGUAUCACAAAAAGAUAAGUCAUCUAAUUUCAGAAGGGUCCCAACCUUUGAUUGAAGAAGGGCUCAAGAAAGGAUUUCUUCAACAGCUCUCUGAAAGUGAGGAUAAAAAAGCAAAGAUUAUACCUGGUGAAUGCAAAAAUAACUGUGGUUUGGCUGACUUGUGUGAUAUGGCAAAGCAUAUACCUUUUUCCAGUGAACAUACAGUGCAGCUGCUUAGCAAUGAGACUCUUCCACUUCAAGACACAGACUUGUUAAACAACAUGACAGAAAACAAUACAGAUCGGCCACAAAUCAUAAAUUUGCUUGGGGAGAAGUAUCUAGUCCCAUCCAAAAGUAGAUUUCUUUUAUCAGAUAUAACCUGUUUGGAAUCUCUUCUACAAUGUAAAAGAAGAUACAAUAUUAUCAUUAUUGAUCCGCCAUGGGAGAAUAAAUCUGUAAAGAGAAGCAAAAGGUACAAUUACUUGUCUACACAGGAAAUAAAACAACUUCCUAUACCUGCGUUGGCAGCUUCAAGUUGCCUUGUGAUCACUUGGGUAACUAACAGGCAGAAACACCUGAAGUUUGUGAAGGAGGAACUUUAUCCUUAUUGGGGUGUGAAAACACUAACAGAAUGGCACUGGGUAAAGAUAACAAGAUGUGGCGAAUUUGUUUUUCCUCUUGAUUGCCAUAAAAAACCAUAUGAAAUCCUGGUACUUGGACAUAAUACAGGCUACGGAUAACUGACAAGAAGGUAAAAUCAAAUUGAAAUGACACUCCCUAUUCCACAACACAAGUUAAUUAUCAGUGUUCCUUGCACUCUUCAUACCCACAAGCCACCUCUCUCAGAGGUAUUGAAAGAAUAUGUCAAACCAAAUGCUGAGUGUUUGGAGCUGUUUGCCCGUAACCUGCAGCCAAGGUGGACCAGCUGGGGAAACGAGGUUCUCAAAUUCCAGCACAUGGAUUACUUUGUUCCCCUUGAGAUUUCUGAACGGACAAAACACUUGGAAAAGGGCAAAUUCAAAUAGGCAAGCAAAGUGGAUAACUAUGUAUAAUACACAAUAAACAUUUCUUUCCUUUUCUUCAGAUAUGUUUUAGAGUGAAAAAAUCCUAGCAACAAAAAAAGACUAUAAUACUCCAUUACUGCAAUUGAUUCUGGCACAGAAAGGUUAACCAUGUAGGUAAUAUGAAAGAGAUUGAUCUGUGCCACUGCCUUAUGUUCUGAUAAACAUCUAAAUAAAAUUGCAGUGCAAUAUAUAUUUCCCUCUUGGAUGAAAAGAUAAUUUGUCACAUUUUUUGCCAUUUUGCAGUCACAAUAUAAAAUUAUUAAGUUUCAUGAAAGACAAUGGCCUCAGGUGUUGAUUUAUGAUUUUUCUUUUCCUCAUUUUCUUCUUUGUUGAUAUUUUCCAUUAAAUAUGUGUAAAAAGAAACAGAUUUUUUUUUAAUUUUAUAUCUACAUUGAUGUUUACUUGUGUCCCAGAUUAACUAUUCCGCAUACAGACAUUAUUAACUGCAAUAAAUAUUCCAUGAUGCAUAAAGCCAUUGUUAAAUUUACAGACGAAAAAGAUCUCUUUGGUUAUUUAUCAAGAUGUCGUUAGUUAUGCAGAGAGUUUGCCAUUUGUAAUAAUAAUUUUAUAAACCUGUUUUACAGAUUUCAGAGACAGAAUUGCUGUACUAAAAUUGCUUUAAUGUAAAUUGAAAUAAACAUUUUAAUGAAGAAAUGACCUACUGUUUAUGUGUUAACAAUUCAGUCUUGUACUAUUUUGAUUUUUGGAGCAAUGUUUUUUUGUUUCUUUGUUUUUUUCUUUCUAAAAUUAAAGGAACAGAUCCAAGUAAA
Molecule: messenger RNA, 2425 nt
Organism: Bombina bombina (fire-bellied toad)
Lineage: Eukaryota; Metazoa; Chordata; Amphibia; Anura; Bombinatoridae
Gene: METTL4
Product: methyltransferase 4, N6-adenosine
Cellular component (GO): nucleus; RNA N6-methyladenosine methyltransferase complex; cytosol
Molecular function (GO): RNA methyltransferase activity; site-specific DNA-methyltransferase (adenine-specific) activity; nucleic acid binding
Source: RefSeq, a predicted model, not a curated record